ACCUGAUUUCAUCUCUCUGUGUUAUUUACUCAGUAGAUUCUGCCAUUGAUUCCCAGCAAAGCAGCUUCUCCCUCUGUUUUAAUGAGCAUGUGCUGGCACCGUAUAAUUUCCUACAAUUUGAAAUCCUUCUGAAUUUCAGCUUCGAUGUAUGAUAAUCCUCUGUUUGUAUUGGAACCCUAGCUCAAUUGGAUCCCAGACCAAAUGUCAACGACUCUUGCAGCAAUUAUAGGUGGUGCUGCUGCAGGAGGCGUGGCAUUGGUGGUGAUAUUCGUGUUUACCAUUUGGUAUUGCAUUUUCCGACCUAGGAAUGCUUCAAGAACGUCUGAUACUGCUUCUUCUGAUCCCUCUGUUCAAGUUGGGAGAGCUGUUGGAAUUGAGUUUUCUGUGCGAGAUGCUAGGAGGUUUGCGAUGGACGAAUUGUCAGCUGCUACAAAGAAUUUUAGUGACAAGAGUUUGAUAGGACAAGGGAAAUUUGGGGAAGUCUACAAAGGCUUGCUUCAUGAUGGGAUACUUGUAGCCAUUAAGAAGCGACCCGCGCCUCCUACCCAUGAAUUUAUUGAGGAGGUCCGAUAUCUUUCAUCUAUUCAACAUCGAAAUCUGGUCACUCUUUUAGGUUAUUGCCAGGAAAAUGAUGUACAGAUUCUUGUCUAUGAGUACAUACCCAAUGGAAGUGUGUCUAUUCACUUGUAUGGCGCUGGUCAGGUUUCACAGGAAAAACUUGAAUUCAAGCACAGGCUUCAAAUAGCUCUUGGGGCAGCUAAAGGUUUGGCUCACCUUCACUCUCUAAGUCCUAGGUUGAUACACAAGGAUUUCAAAACAGCAAAUGUUCUUGUGGACGAGAAUUUCAUAGCAAAAGUAGCAGAUGCUGGUUUACGCAAUUUUCUCGGAAGAUUUGAUUCUGCAGGCACAUCUGCUCAAGUGGCAGUUGAGGAUGUUUUUCUUGCCCCAGAGGCCAGUGAAUUCCGGCGAUUUUCUGACAAAAGCGAUGUUUACAGUUUUGGGGUGUUCCUUUUGGAGUUAGUGAGCGGGCAGGAAGCAAAAGAAUUGCUAUCUUCAGACGUCAAUCAGAAUUUGGUUGAAUGGCUGCAGAAUCUUCAGGAAAGUGGCAGCAUAUCUACCAUCAUUGAUCAGAGAUUGGGUAAUAGCUUUACAACAGAAGGAAUGGAAGAGUUCAUGCAGCUGAUUGUGCAGUGUGUGAAUCCUUCAAGUGAGAGGCGUUCUCUUAUGAGCUACGUGGUGACCGAGCUGGAUCGGAUUCUUGAGAAAGAAAUGAGCUUGACGACGAUCAUGGGGGAAGGAACCCCAGUUGUGACCUUGGGAAGCCAGCUUUUUAUGGCUUCAAAAUAAGAAGGUUGCGUUGUGACAUUUUCAGUGUGUUUCGAGAAAAAUAGAAGUGAAGAAUAUAUCCAGCUGUUUGAUAAUUGUAUAAAGAACAGUUGGAUGAUUUUUUAAUUUUUUAUUUCAUAACUCUGCCAAUCAAUUAAUGUUCUUUGUAAACCAAACUUCUAUAUAUUGUUAAUAUCAUAGUGAGAUUGAGUUGGACAUUCUCUGCA
This is a messenger RNA of Salvia splendens (bonfire salvia), 1553 nucleotides long. RefSeq names its product probable serine/threonine-protein kinase PBL3. NCBI's taxonomy places the organism in Eukaryota, Viridiplantae, Streptophyta, Magnoliopsida, Lamiales, Lamiaceae. The record is from RefSeq and is a predicted model, not a curated record. Bases 202 to 1347 code for a protein of 381 amino acids. Gene Ontology annotation, biological process: protein phosphorylation. The transcript is spliced from 8 exons. Gene Ontology annotation, molecular function: protein kinase activity; ATP binding.